AUGCAGGACGGCGACCACACAGACGAGGCCCAGCAGCUCGAGGUCCGCUUCGACCCGCCAGCGCAUCUGCAGCGACGGGCAGCAGUCUAUGCGCAUCUCAAGCAGCAUGCACCGCGGACUCUGCUGGACAUUGGCUGCGGCGAGGGUGCUCUUCUUGCACACUUGAUCAAGGGCGACGAUCAAGUGCCGCUUGAAGUGCUGCACGGCUUCGACGUCGAUGCUGAAGUACUGGCUUCUAUACGCCUGAGUACAGACGACGAGGACCUGCGCUGGAGAAGACUCGAAGCAAAUAUAUUUCUUGGCGGUGUCCAGGACAUAGGGCGACCCCUGCUUCAGUCGUAUGAUGCGGUUGCUGCUAUUGAAGUCCUUGAGCAUCUUGACCCACCAGAUAUCGCUGCCCUCGGCCAAGUCCUGUACAAGCUGGCACCGCGUGUAUUCUACGUCACGACACCCAAUCGCGACUUCAAUCAAGUCUUUGAGAGGAUAUGCAGCCCGGCACAAUUUCAUCGUCCAUGCAUCCCAUAUGCGAUGCGUCACGACGACCACCGCUUCGAGCUCUCGCGGCAAGAGUUUUGUGCAUGGGCGCACAGCAUUAUUGAAGGCUUGCCCUACAAGGUCUCUUUCCAAGGGAUAGGCAGCGUUGGCAGUGCCUUUGCUGGACAAGACUGGUUGCCUUUAUUCCCUGAGGACACGGCCGACAUCUUUGGAUGCAGUACGCAGAUGGCAGUCUUUGAGCGAACUGAACACUUCGACGCUGUACCAAUUGCGUCCGCCUCUAUGAAGCUAGUCCAGACAAUCGUUUUCCCAUUCAGCACGGAGGAUGGAUAUCCGCCGACCGAGACGGCCAUAAAAGAGCUGGUUGCCUAUACUGCACUCUAUUUCCGGCCAUUGUAUGAAAACACUUAUGCAGCUGCUGCAGAGGAGGUUGUCACUGUGUCACUGCUGCAUCUUUAUGAGGUGAGCUAUGCACUCCAGCGCAUCUGUCGCUUUACUCUGCACGUCUUUCAGACAGCAAUGAGCAAACUGGCUGGUCAGACGUGGGCCGGUGAAGACAAACUGCUUCUGCAGGUACAGGUCGACUCGGAGAAUGUCUGCUACACCUAUAAUACGCAGGCCUGCAUGCAGCCGGUCAUGGAAGACCCAGGGGAAGAGGAUGGAGCAGCUCGGUGGAUGCAGGACGGCGCCAAAUUUGAUCAAAACUUGAACGACCGCGACGACGAGUGGGAGACAUAG
This is a messenger RNA of Protomyces lactucae-debilis, 1233 nucleotides long. RefSeq lists its product as uncharacterized. The transcript has a single exon. Gene Ontology annotation, cellular component: cytoplasm; nucleus. The record is from RefSeq and is a predicted model, not a curated record. NCBI's taxonomy places the organism in Eukaryota, Fungi, Ascomycota, Taphrinomycetes, Taphrinales, Protomycetaceae. Gene Ontology annotation, biological process: siRNA processing; RNA methylation; piRNA processing. Gene Ontology annotation, molecular function: O-methyltransferase activity; RNA methyltransferase activity. Bases 1 to 1233 code for a protein of 410 amino acids.